CACCUCACGUACCCUUACACGGCGAUAACCCAGUGCCAUCAACUUGUAUGGCAGGCUGACUUUGAUCGACUCGCACAUUGAUCACUGGUGUUUUCGUCCAUCAACAACAGCAGUUCUCUCCGCUAAAUACGCCUUCAUCUCGUUUAAGGCGCGCCGAAUCCUGUUUCCCGCGCCAUUCAACUGUCAGCGUCCGUGCUCUGGGACACAAACCUGAGGUACCAUUCAGUAUUCACCUCACUCUCUCUCUCAGUCUCUGCCUUACUUUACUGCAUAAGGUAGCUUUACUUCUCGCCCACCUCUCUCUCUCUCUCAACCUCGACACACCCUGCUUGGACUAGAAAUCCUGACUGGGGUGCCUGACGACUGAUGACUGGAACUCUCGCCUCAUUUGGCUUGGCUUUUUUCUUCUUAGUCUAAACUGGACAUAAUACGGCGAGACGGUAAAGGCGUGGUGGAAUCUACUACCUUGUACACCUCCCACCUCUCAUCCACUCAUACUCCGUACUCAGCACUCACUCACUCAGUCUCUCUCUCUCACACUCUCACUCUUACUUGACACUCACCUAUUCUUUCCUUUCCCCCUUGCGAAUACUCCGUACAGAUACACACACCUUCCUCCGCCUCAGUCUACACCUCUCCGUCUCCACCUUUCCCGGUCACAUUCAAUCUUGGCCUCAAACACGAACCGCGUCCACCGAUCAUUUGGAGCCGUCACUCAACCCAAACCACCGAUCCCUCCUCUUAGGCCCUUAGCCUUAGCUCUUGUCUUCUUACAACCACACGUCCCAACACAUUUCCAUCCAACAUCACCUUAGCCGCCAAAUUACCCAUCAAAGCAAACACUUCCCUUUUUUUUUUAUCCAAAGAGCCAACCUGAACCGCGAGUCUUUGUCGCCUGAGUUUUCGACAAUUCGGGGGGUUCACUUGAUUUGUGGCGACCGCAUCAAUAUUUACCGCCAGACAAUCGGCUCGAGUCACCCGGUCGCAACACAAACUCGCGAGAAACCAACCGCGAUGGAGACCACCACCGAGGUCGAGACAAAGCAGCCGUCAGUUGCGCCUUCAGAGCCGCAGCAACAGACCCCAGUUGCCGAGACCCCUACAACCACAGAGCUCAGCAGUGCCAAUGGUGUUAAGCCACCAGCUCUGGAUGACGACGACACCGCCAAUGACGAUGAUUUAAGCCCGCCUCCAGAGAACUUGAGCCCUGUCUCAGGCAGCCAUGAUCGCGCUUUGGAAGAUGAGAUUGUUGUCGGUAACCGCAAUGGCGUGCAAAAGUCAUCGCCCCUCCGCGUUGUUUCUGAUCCCGAGGAUGAGAAUAUGGCGGAUGUGGAGGAUGAGCCAGUCGUCUCUCACUACCCUAAGCGGAAGCGCGCAUCCGUCUUCAACGACUUGAGUGAAGACAAGAUGGAGAGCAGCCUUGUCUCAGAGAAGGAAGGCACGCCACGCGGCACCAAACCAGCUCGUAGGCAUGGACUGGGUGGUGUGAAGGGCGUCAUUCUCGGAUACUGGCGCGAUUCACCCGUCCCUGACCCCAGAGGCAAGCAUGCAGUUAUUGGCUUCAUCGAUGUCCGCGAUCGCCUCCGCACACGCAUCCAGCAGAACACCCGCUUCGGCGAGCCGGUAUCGAGUCUCGAGUAUCCCCUCCCGCCCGGACCAGGUGGCAGCUGGGUGACCUUCGAGCGAGUCGUCUUUGCAGACCACCUGGUUGGUCUGGAUCACCACCAAGUGAAGGAAUAUGUCAAGCUUCGAACGGAUUCUAUCGAGAUGACGGAGGAGGCCCGAGAUGCUGCAGAGCAAGCUGCGGCUAAGGAAGCGGUUCGACGUGUCGAGGAAAACCCUCCCCCCGAGAAUCCCGUAGCGCCAGCCAUCGCAUACGGUGCGGAGAUUCCCGACCACGCCACAAUGCCGGCUCGACCGGACUCCAAACGUCGCCGCACUGGUAGUGGCAUCGACACAAUCAGUGGAGGACCGGUACAGCAGACGCCGCCAGCACAGAAUAUCCCGCCGACUCCUCAAUUCGACCCUCUGCCAGGCACCAGACCCACACGCAUCAUUGUGGGCUACUGGAAGGGCUCCAGCGAGCCUGAUCCUAUCAACAAGCACGCGAUCUACGGCAUCCUCGGACAAAAUGACAUGUUCCGCGUCAAGGUGGCGCGAGAGACGCGUGAUAAGCGCUUCGUCGAUGGCAAUUUCCCCGUUGGAGCGGGUGCGCUGUGGAUUCACUGGGAGGAGGUUGAGCUAGAGCCUCACAUCAAAGUACUGUCUCGCCCCGAGGUAAAGGAGUAUUGCCGUGUCCGUCAGUACCAAAUCGAUCAAGGCGAGAGCCCCAACGAGCGAGUCGAGAAUGAGGCCAGGGCAGUGUACGAAGCACAGCAGCGCGUGGCCAAUGGCAUCAACAAGCCUGGCUACAUGAACAAUAUGGGCCCGCCACCCGCCAUUGUUCCACAGCCAGAAGAGAUGCUCGAGGCACCCGAGACCAAGGUCGAGGUGAACCCCGAACUGCGCCAGAGCCGCAGAACGGAGAACCGCGGCGUUCGGCACUCAUUGCCCGAUCUCGACGUCAGACAGUCAUCGCGAACCCCGGUGCAAGCGCAGAAUAAGAUUGACGCUAGUGCACGUCGCGAAAUCGCCCGGAUCGAGGCCGCCCAGAUUCGAACCGAGCGUUUCGCCGCUGAUCGCGAAGCUGCUCAGAACGCCCAAGCUGCCCAAGCUGCCCAGGUUGCUCAAGCCGCCCACAUGGCCAACUUGGUCCCUCCUCCGAUGCCGCCGCAAGCUAUGCCUAAGAUGCCUUUGCAGAACGGCAACGGCAACGGCCCCCGCAUGAGCAGCCUGUUCCACGAGCGCGACGAGAUGCAGCGCCUGAACAAGGUAUGGGCCAGCCAGGAAGAGCACCGCAGCAAGGUUGGAGGUGAAGAAACCAAGUUUUACGGCGGUAUCAAGUACGAACGCAAGACCAACGGUCCCUUUGUCGGCAAACUCGUCUCGCAAGGCACCAUUAUCAGUAUUGACGGAGAGGAUUAUGUCGAGUAUCGUGUACUCACGAAGCCGAGUUUUUUCUAGGCGACCAAGACAGGAAGCAGCACCUCGCGGCUUUGAUUGCCUUUUACACUUUCGGUCAACGGGCAUUCGCUGAGCGAUGGCCGCCAGAUUAUGGGACUCCUCCUGAGCGUUGAGUCUCAACGAAUCUCUCUCUUUCGAUACUGGGUUCAACGGAUGAAGGCUGAAGGCUGUAGGAUUUCCUUUGUUUCUUCCCGCGACAAAAUGGAUGCGAGGUUUGGCGGAAAACGGGUCUUUCCUAUUAUACCCCCUCUCAACUUUUUCCGAUUAAUCAGUUUUUCCUUUUUUCGUCUUUUCGGCGUGGAAAAGCCAGCUCGGUCUCCUUCGUCAUCGGCCACGGAGAAUUGGCCGAGGAGAGGAUUACUAUACCAUGUUUUCUUUGUUUUGCUUUGCUCUCACGCCCUUCGCAAUAACUCACUCAUACACCAUUGGCUUGCCUAGUUAAGUUGUAUGGUGGUGAGAGACAUGGAUUCGAGGCUUUCUUCCGUUGUGUUUUUCUAAUUAUCAUGAUGCCAUUGCUAGUCAGAAUGGGUACCUCUCAGGCGGAGGUCGGAACUGAGCGGAAAGGGGGGGAAAGCGUGGGACCGAUACCAGAAUCCGUGGUUGUCAGUA
Colletotrichum scovillei is the source of this 3672-nucleotide messenger RNA. RefSeq lists its product as uncharacterized. Bases 1015 to 3063 code for a protein of 682 amino acids. Lineage: Eukaryota; Fungi; Ascomycota; Sordariomycetes; Glomerellales; Glomerellaceae. The transcript is spliced from 2 exons. The record is from RefSeq and is a predicted model, not a curated record.